Molecule: messenger RNA, 291 nt
Organism: Podospora anserina S mat+
Lineage: Eukaryota; Fungi; Ascomycota; Sordariomycetes; Sordariales; Podosporaceae
Exons: 2
Coding region: 1-291 (96 amino acids)
Source: RefSeq, a predicted model, not a curated record
AUGGCUAAAGACGACAUCCCACGCCUCUCCCAUCUCAACAGGCCCGAGAAGCUUGAGGAUCUGCUCAAGCAAGACAGAGAUGAUGACUGCCUUUCGUGCAGGAUAGUGGGCGGCGGUGCAUUCUUGGGUCUUGCUGGUUACAGCUAUCUCUCCGGUCAGCAACAAUUACAAGCACAAAAGGCUGCCAUCUUGGCUUCAAAAUCGAGAUUUGGUAUGCGCAGCAGGAGUGCCGCCAUCACGGGUCUCUCGUUAGGAUUGGCCUAUCUGGGUCUGUAUAGGCUGUUUAAAUGA